AGAUUUCUUAAUUUAUUUUUUUCACUGAAUGAUUUGUUGGUGUGAUUUGCACUUGAGAAAACUAAAGAAUAUUUUUUUUUAUUUAUUUUUUACUAGGUAACCGUGAAAGCUUCUCCAGAAAUGGGAGAGAACAGAACGCACGUGUGUGGGCUGCAUUGAAGACCAGGCUUGUGACCGUCCUGAUAGGUUACUUAGUUGCUGUGAGGGCUAAACACCGCUAAACGCCUGAUAAUCUCAGGUAGGUCCCUAAUCCUCUGCAGCCGCUCGGUACUCCCUGCGGACCUUGCCAAAGUGGCUCAUUACGCGCAAUCAACGCCCUAGAUUCCUUCCAGCGUGUGCGCGCACGCGCGUGUUUGCCCACAGACACCGCACUUGGAGCUGACCCGCACCUCCUGGCUCUCCUCUCCUCUCUCCGCGGGCCUUGCCAUACUUUGUGGCGUUUGUGCCAUCUAGGGUAAUCCGCCGCUCCACUGCAGUCUCUCUCCUGGAGAUUUUCAGCCGCUGUGAUUGGAAGACACGCAGCCCGUAUAGCAGAAACAGGAGAAAAAAAAAAACUUUUUUAUUCAUUCAUUUUUCGUUUGGAUUAACGGAUUUCCCUCCUAAAAAAUGUUUCUUUGAUUUGGAAGUUCGCCUUGGAUAACCGUGUUUGGGAUUCCAAGGACGCGAGAGACGGACCGCACCGCGCGGGGAGGAGGAAGGGAGAACGCGUCCGUGCCAUGUAGCGACGCUGUCGCGUGGAAAUCUACAGACAGCAGCCCCACGCAGCAGAGAGAGCUGCUAUGUAUUCUUUUUUUACUUAAAGAGGAAACUACAAAAAUGCUGUGAAGCUUCUUCUUCUUGUCGCAGCUUGGCUCCAGGCAAAGCGCAGCAUUUCUUCAGAGAAAAAAAAACAAAAAAACCACACAAGUCAGAGAAGCGACAUAGUAGGCAGUUGGUUUUCUGGAAUUAGUCUGAAUGGAAAACGUGCGGGUGGAACCUCCAACCUGGAACGCUACGGUUACUGUACGCAGCGCGUGGUGGCCCACGAUGGAUAACUGUCCGCUGGUUCAGGUGGAGGAGUGAACGGAAGAGGUGGAGAAGCUCUUCCUCAUCACGCAGACGUUGACACAUCCAUCCGUGGGAGGGAAAGGAAGACGAGGAAUUGUUUGCUGCUUUCAGGAGGAAUUCAAGGUGACAUCCUCAUCCAGAUAGAUGUGAUCAAGGUGCUGCAGAGUCAUGCAAUCUGGAGCUCGUCUUCUGGGCGUGAGUCAGCAUGUGUUUGGAUACCUGAACUGACCAACAGAGCAACCCUGCUUCAGUUCUUCUUUAUAUGAGGUACCAUGGACAAGGUGCUCAUCUGUCUCCUGCUCCUGGGAACUGCAGCUGUGAUGGUCCAUGCAUGUCCCAAGUACUGCGUCUGCCAGAACCUCUCAGAAUCUCUGGGAACCCUGUGCCCUGCCAAAGGACUUCUGUUUGUUCCCCCCGACAUCGAUCGGCGAACUGUCGAGCUGCGGCUGGGCGGCAACUUUAUCCUCAAAAUCACCACCCAGGACUUUGCCAACAUGACGGGUCUUGUGGAUCUAACUUUAUCCAGAAACACUAUCAGCACCAUUCAGCCUUUUUCUUUCAUUGACCUAGAGACACUAAGAUCCCUGCAUCUGGACAGUAACAGGUUAACUGAACUGGGACCAGACGACCUCCGAGGACUGAUUAACCUGCAGCACCUGAUCCUGAACAACAAUCAGCUGGGUCGAAUCUCAAAAGCAGCUUUUGAUGAUUUGUUAUUGACGUUAGAGGAUCUGGAUUUGUCAUACAACAACUUACGCAGUGUGCCUUGGGAAGCCAUUCGCAAAAUGGUUAACCUCCAUCAAAUGAGUCUGGACCACAACCUCAUCUCCUUCAUUGCUGAAGGUACUUUUACAGACCUAGAUAAGCUUGCUCGAUUAGACCUGACCUCCAAUCGCCUUCAAAAGCUCCCUCCAGAUCCCAUCUUCGCCCGCUCUCAGACCAGUAUGAUCAUGAGCACUCCUUAUGCACCUCCACUUUCUCUCAGCCUUGGUGGAAACCCAUUGCACUGCAACUGUGAGGUACUUUGGCUACGGAGGCUGGACCGUGAGGACGAUAUGGAAACCUGCGCUUCUCCCACCAGUCUGAAAGGCCGUUACUUUUGGUCUGUUCGUGAGGAAGAAUUUGUCUGUGAGCCCCCACUGAUCACACAACAUACACACAAGUUGCUAGUGCUGGAAGGCCAAACAGCUAGCUUGCGCUGCAAAGCUAUAGGAGAUCCAAUGCCAACCGUACACUGGGUUGCUCCUGAUGACCGCUUGAUCAGCAACUCAUCGAGGGCGACUGUGUACGACAAUGGCACCCUGGAUAUAACAGUCACCACGUCCAAGGACUACGGCACUUUUACCUGCAUCGCUGCUAACGCUGCUGGGGAAUCGACGGCCUCCAUUGAGCUGUCGAUCAUCCAGCUCCCCCACGUGGCGAAUGGUACAAACCGUACCACACAGUCCAAGUCAGGACUUUCAGACAUCACAAGCUCUACCAAGAUCAGCAGAGGGGAGCCUAAACUCCUUCCUGAAAAAGCCGUGUCUGUAUCAGAAGUGACUGCUGUGUCGGCCCUCGUAAAGUGGAUUGUCAGCAAAUCGACUCCUAAGGUGAAAAUGUAUCAGCUUCAAUACAACUGCUCUGAUGAUGAAGUCCUCAUCUAUAGGAUGAUCCCCAGGACAGAUAGGGCCUUUGUCGUCACAAACCUUGUGCCAGGGAUGCAGUAUGACCUGUGUGUCUUGGCCAUUUGGGACGACACUGCCACAACACUCACUGCCACCAACAUUGUCGGCUGUGUCCAGUUUGUGACCCGAGAUGACUACCCACAGUGCCAGUCCCUUCACAGUGGCUUCCUAGGUAGCACCAUGAUCCUGGUCAUCGGCGGUAUCAUCGUGGCCACAUUGCUGGUAUUCAUAAUUAUCCUCAUGGUCCGCUACAAAGUGACCAACGGGAUUCCAACAAAUAAACUACCCAAUGUCAGUAACACGUACUCCCAGACCAAUGGAGGGGUGAACAGGUUCAAUGGUGCUCCACCUCAAGUGAAAUCCACAGUGGUGGUCAUGCGUGAGGAAAUGGUUGAGUUCAAGUGUGGAUCCCUCCAAAGCAGCCUCUCUUCUUCCUCCUCUUCAUCCAACUCUUUAGACAGCCAGGCAGGGCGAGGGGCUACUGGCCGUUACAGUGUCCAGAGCAGUGAAUGCAGCACCCUGCCCGGCAACAAGUUCAGGAGGCACGUGCAUAGCGCCAAAGCACGGCAAAACUUGGACCAACUUAUAGGAACGAUCACCUCGAUGGAACUACGAGGGGUAACCAAGGACGUCCAAGGGACUGCAGGCCCUUCCAGCACUCCCAGCACCAUGACAACAGUGGCUGUAGCACCACCCUCUGAUAAAGAGCCUCUCCUUGGGAGGGCGGAGUCCACAACCAUGUUGGGACGACUUUUAGGGUUUCCCCAAGAGGGAAAGCCGAAACGGAGCCAUUCCUUUGACAUGGGCCACGCCAGUGCAGGACAGUGUCGCAGCAGCCAGCCAAGGAGGAUCAGCAACAUCUGGACUAAGCGCAGUCUGUCCGUUAACGGCAUGUUACUGCCAUGCGAUGAUAGCGAGGAUGAGAAGCCCUCCUCUGAGAGCUCUGAGUGGGUGAUGGAGAGCACAGUUUGAGGAAGACGCAUACUUGGAGUCCUUAGAAACUAAAACAAGAGCGUGGUUGGAGGGAGUUUCCACAGAGAAACUGUCAUCGGGUACUAACCAAAUGAUACCCAUGUGAAUAUUGUUCAAAAGAUCAUGGAAGAAAAAAUGUGACCAUGAUCUAAACUGUUAAACAAUACUGACUAUAUUUGGAAAAAAUUGUCCUUUUUGGAUUUAUUCCUGAAGCACAGUUGGGAAAAAAAGGAAAAAAAAAGUGGAUCAACUUCUUCGUCUUCAGCACAAAUGAUUUACUGGAGGACUUGCCUCUGUUGCACUGACUUGGCUCACAGCAUUGUGGACCUCACGCAUAACAUGGGACUACUGCCACAGUAGAGAAAGGGACCAGAGGAAGUAGAGGAAAAAUUAAAACAAAGUCAUUUUUAUUUUCACCCAGAGUUUUCUAUCAUUUUUACUAUUUAUUAGUUAAGUGAUUCAUCAGACGACAGAGGCAAAGCUCUAUGACGAGCUUGUAGUUGACGAUCAAACACACUUACAGAAGCUGCCAUCUCUCACACAGCUAUUUUCUACACUUCAAGGCCAAUUUUAAUCAGUCACGAAUUGAGACCCUAAAUAUCAGUAACACUGAACUACAGCAAGUCAGUGUUGUCUUUCUACCUCAGCUUAUGUUUUAUAUGAGGUUGUUCAUAUGUGAUAGUAAGUUAGAAAUCUGCCCCAGAUAGAUCACAAAUGGCUCCAAAUAUAUUGUAUUUGUUUAAUUUUUUUCCUUGUUUUAUUUUUUAUGUUGCUGAUAGAUUUUUUCAGUUUGCAAUAGCAAGACUUCCUUGUUUAUUAGGGGUGUAACGAUUAAUCAAUGAAUCGAUUUCUUUCCCUACAAUCCAACCAGAUCAAUCAGAAGUUCUAAACUGAAUCGAAUUGACUAAUAUUAUUAAAAAAUUGUUUUAAAAUGAGAUGAAUCGAUAAUCAAUAUAGGAACACACCAUUUGAAAUAGGAAAUUGUAGGUUUAUUUUACUAUAAUGCAAAAACAACACACGAGUUUAUUGGAUAACGAUGUCCAGCCUCGAUUUUAGGUCAAAGUAUCGGAUCGUUCAGAAUGAACUAAUAUCGACUACGUAUCUCAACCACUAAUUAUGAAUGGAAUCUUUGUUAAAAUUGAUCGUUACACCCCUAUUGUUUAUCCAUCUGAGAUUGAGUUAGUCGAUAAUUUCCCCAUUGGCUCUGAUUGGUGACCAGGGUUCCUGCAGUCUGAUGAGCCUUUGAUUUAAACAGCCUUUUACCUCAGGAUGGGUUUUAGAUGCUAUCAUCGUUUACAGUAAGCCUGAUGCAAAUGCUGUUUGAAAUUCAUCAAGCCCAGUUAAUCAUUCGCCCAAAGCAGCCAUCAGGAUGAUGUAUUAGCAAAUUGGGAUUCUCUUCAGGCAAUCCAAACAAGAGCACGUGGUAAUUGUUCAUUUAGCCAGGUUAAAUGAAGGAAUUUGUCAUUUAUUAUCUGGAUAAAGGUCACUGUGGUGCUUGUAAGAGGAUGUUACUCUGAAGGGGGGGAAAAAAACAACUUGUUUAGAGCCUUUAAGAUGAAACGUCUGGAAAUCUGUUUCACCAGAUUGCAUGAUACAGAUUUUUUUUUCCACUUACCUAUUAUUUAAAUUGCUUCACCAGAGAACAAUUCAUGUGUCAUCCUCUAUCACACGGGGCUGUACAUUGCAGUAGAACUCUGAAUCGGUCUUUGCUCAGAUCCAAGUACAAUCAACUGCAACAUCCCUGCAUUUUAUUGCCUUUCUGGAUAUUCUUUGGGACUGCUGCAUUUCAAAGUGUGGGUUAGUCGUCAUGUUCUUUUGAAAUGUUUUCCUCCUACAGUAGGUGUACUGUUCUGUAUAUUAGCAUAUUUUUUUGUACAAUAACUGGGUGAGAAUGUAAAAGGGGGAGUACGGGAAAUUGUGCAGUAGUAAUUUUAUUUUCCUGUGAAGCAAAAUGUGAGAAGGUGCUUUACUGUGGUGUACCAACAUGAUCGUUGUUAGUCAGCUUACUGAAAUGGGAUUUUACACGUUACCCCAUGUAGGGAGAGGAGCUCCGGAAUUUCCUUAAAAGAUUUAGUCCCUCCGAUGACUAAAAUUCAGAUUUCCAAUCUGUCAAUAGCUCUCCAUAAAAACAGACUUUGAAUCCAAAGUCAAAUUGUUUUCAUGCUGAGUCAAAACAUUCUUUAUUUUAUUUAAUUUGACAAAAAAAUCUUUUAGAAUAUGAAUCAAACCUCUGUUAAAUCUUGACCAAUUAAUUUAAGAAAAAAAUAGAAAUAACUCAUUUAUGGUUUUGAAUAUUUAGCUAAAGACCCACUCUGAUGAAAAUUGUGUUUUUAGUGCUUUUAACAUGUUCUUGUUUCUGUUGAUGGAGAACACAUUUGUAUAGAAAAUCAAAAUGAAAGUCAAAUUGUUGUGAAUGCCAUAAAAAAAAAUUGCAUUUGUGACAUUGAAAAUAUGCCAGAGCUGUGCUCAAACAGAGAGCUCCCAGCAGGGAGGUGGGGAACGGGACACAGUUGCUCCAAGCCAACAGUGUCGCCCACAAGUCAAAAGCAAAUUUCAACUUAUUUCCUGCUGCCCUGUAGAAACAAUGUCCUAGGUAACGAUACAGUUUAUUUUAAAUUUUGGCUAAAAACGACAUAAUCAUAAUGAGUAAACCACUGGGAACCCUUUGAAAGUACCGUAAAAGAUGGUCAGAGUGGGUCUUUAAAGUUAAAAAUCAAAGUUUUGGGGAAGAAAAAAUUGUGGUCUCAUCUUGCAAAUUGUUCAAUCUAAAUUUCUUGGUUAACACUUAAGAACCAACAUAAGCCUAAUCUGACCUCUGACCUCCUAGUUACAACAUGAUGGUUACUGCAUAAAUCAUAAAUUUAAAGCUAAAGUAUAGGUGAAAAAAAUUAGAUGUAAAUUAUACAACAGUCAAUUUUAUAAAGAACAUUGUUUUUCAUUAAAAAGCAGGGCAAGCAAAUAUUUACAAACAUCUCAAAUUUAUUGAAUUAUUUUUAGUGGGUACUUUUUAAUGGAAUGUGCCACACAAACUUUUUUUUUUUUGUUGUUGUUGUUUUUUUUUUUACAUAUUUUUUAGCUUCUAUUUCUAUUUCUCAUUUUUAAAAUUGAAAAGGUAAUAAAUUUGUCAACUCUUCUUGUACCAUUCCAAUAGAAGGUUACAUAAAAUUAUAUAAAAUUAAUAUGGGACUUUUGCUUUAAAAACAUGCUUUUUGUUCUGCAAAUGUUAUUCAACAUUGAGAAGAUAUAAAAAAAACUGGUUUAAUUGAAAAAAAAGGACCAAGCUAUAAAAAACCCACUUUGUAUUUUUAAUUAACUAUCAACAACUUGUGGUGAGAGAACCCAAACACAGAAGACUGGGCUUGGUGGCAGUCAUCCUGACAUUACUGCUGGAUCCAAGGUGGUCAGGUCAUUCUGUCAGGAAUGGCGGAUGAUUAACUUAAACAUAGUGAGGCUGAAAGGGGAAACAGAACAUGACAGUACCCCUCCCCAAAAGGGCAGAUGCCAAAAACAUCUGAGAGGAAGGGACCUGAAGGAAAAAAAAGAAAAGAAAAAAAAAAAACAAGUCCAGACAAUAGUUUGUUUUGUUUCUGUAUUCGGGCAUCUGGGAUCUGCCCCUUUGGGGAGGGGUACAGUCAAGAUUGUAAACUUUGGUUUGGGUUUUGUAAGUCACGAUUUUUGGUCAUGUUUUGAUUUGUCCCUCAGUCACACCAGUUUUAGGUGUAUGACUCACAGCUGUCUUCAUUUCUGUUGAUUGGCCUCAGUCUAUUUACGUGUCUCAUUUUUAGUUCAUUCUAGUCAGGUCAGCUGUUCUUUCCAGUCGCUGUUUUGGUUCUCCACGGGUUUGUGUCACGUUUUUCAGUUUAUUUAUUAAAUGUUUUAAGUUUCUUUUAGAAAAAAUGGUUUAAAGUUUUUGCCACCAAGCCUGGUCUCCUGUGUUUGGGUCCUCCACCACAUUCCUGAUAAUUAACCCUUCUUUUUUCAUUAUUUUUUGUCAUUUUAAAUGUUGGGCUCCAGAAUUGCCCUACAUUUUCAGCAAUGCAGAAUGAAAUGUUAAUUUAGUAUUUAUAAGCUAGCUUAAGCCUUAUGAUUCUACCAGUUAUUCAUGCGAAUGUUAAAAAAGUAGACUGGGACUUUUGAAGAAAACACACUUUUAUGCUCAGAAUCCACAGAGGUUUGUUAGUAAAUCCAGAACAAAGCGACUCUUCAUCCUCUACCUGUGAUAUCGUGUAAAAUCUCUUCCUCUCUGCUAACUGACAUUAUAAAUUUAAGUGUUUACUUGACUCGACAUAGACAUGAUUCUCACCUGAGGUUCUAGGAAAAAAAAACAAGAAAAAAAAGCAUUUUUUUGUGUGGCAACAUUUUGUUACAAAAGAGUAUAAAUUAUUGAUUCAUUCCCAUGAACCAA
Messenger RNA from Oryzias melastigma (Indian medaka), 8091 nucleotides. Its product is annotated as leucine-rich repeat and fibronectin type-III domain-containing protein 2. NCBI's taxonomy places the organism in Eukaryota, Metazoa, Chordata, Actinopteri, Beloniformes, Adrianichthyidae. The coding region runs from base 1320 to 3686 and encodes 788 amino acids. Gene Ontology annotation, molecular function: protein binding. Gene Ontology annotation, cellular component: cell surface; postsynaptic density membrane. The transcript is spliced from 5 exons. The record is from RefSeq and is a predicted model, not a curated record.